AGGUGGGUUUACAAAAAUAAACACAUAAAUAUAUUGGAAAACAUUUUGGAGAUUUGUGACAAUGUGACAAAACUCACAAAUGAAUCACAUAGCCCAGAAAUACUGAAAAAUUAGGAAAAAGUUAGGUCUGUCACAAAUGCACAAAACGGAUGUAGAUACUGGUCUAUUGUAUCAUUUACUAUCAUAAAAUAUACACAAAUUUUUACAAAGCUUCAGCAGAAAGCCUAUAUAGAUAUAUAUAUGAAUUUUAUGCAAAGUUAAAAUUUAUCAAAGCAUACAAACACAGACCAUAAUGCAUGAUGCCACUUGUAGUUGAGAGAAAUGUAAACAAAUGUAAAGAUGCAGUAUUAAAUCAUAACUGCAUAAAAUUAACUAUAGAAAUACUGUACUACUAUAAAUAUUUUGUAGCCACCUCCUGUUGCUAUUGCAGUGAGCUCAAGUGUUGCAAGUAUCUGCUUAAAAGGUGAUGCUAAUCAUCUCCAACUGAGCAGUUCUUCUUUCCAGAAAAUUGCGUAUCGCAGUAAAAAGUGAUCUCUCAGGGUUUUUGCCUAUUUUUCAUCAAUGUUUAGUGCAAUACCAUAAACCUUGAAUAAUGCCAUGAUACCCAUACAGAUUGCUACUAGUGGUGCUGAAAGUGCUCCCAAAAAGCAGAGAAAAGUUAUGAUAUUACAAGAAAAAAUUGAAUGGCUUAAUAUGUGUCAUAGAUUGAGGUCUGCAGCUGUGAGCUGUGGUUGACCACCAUUGCAAGAUAAAUGAAUUCAGUGCAAGGACCAGUGAAAAAAAAAAAAAAGAAGAUGAAGAAAGAAGAAAGGAAAAGAUAAGAAAAGAAAAAAGAAAGAAAAGGUGAUUUGUAAAGCUGUCACUUGCAGCUACACCAGCAGGGGGAAAAACCUUGCACUUUUUCCAAAAUGUCUUUUUAUCUCAUAUUGAAAUGCAGCUUUUAUGUGGGAGCAGGAUUGCUAUAAGAAACACAUACUUGGCUCUCCAACGCCAGCGCCGCCUCUCGCUCGCCGAGCUCCAGCCGAAGGAGAAGGGGGGUAAGUAAGGAGGUCUCUGUACCAUGGCUCGUACAAAGCAGACUGCCCGCAAAUCGACCGGUGGUAAAGCACCCAGGAAGCAACUGGCUACAAAAGCCGCUCGCAAGAGUGCGCCCUCUACUGGAGGGGUGAAGAAACCUCAUCGUUACAGGCCUGGUACUGUGGCGCUCCGUGAAAUUAGACGUUAUCAGAAGUCCACUGAACUUCUGGUUCGCAAACUUCCCUUCCAGCGUCUGGUGCGAGAAAUUGCUCAGGACUUUAAAACAGAUCUGCGCUUCCAGAGCGCAGCUAUCGGUGCUUUGCAGGAGGCAAGUGAGGCCUAUCUGGUUGGCCUUUUUGAAGACACCAACCUGAGUGCUAUCCAUGCCAAACGUGUAACAAUUAUGCCAAAAGACAUCCAGCUAGCACGCAGCAUACGUGGAGAACAUGCUUAAGAAUCCACUAUGAUGGGAAACAUUUCAUUCUCAAAAAAAAAAAAAAAUUUUUCUCUUCUUCCUGUUAUUGGUAGUUCUGAACGUUAGAUUUUUUUUUUCCAUGGGGUCAAAAGGUACCUAAGUAUAUGAUUGCGAGUGGAAAAAUAGGGGACAGAAAUCAGGUAUUGGCAGUUUUUCCAUUUUCAUUUGUGUGUGAAUUUUUAAUAUAAAUGCGGAGACGUAAAGCAUUAAUGCAAGUUAAAAUGUUUCAGUGAACAAGUUUCAGCGGUUCAACUUUAUAAUAAUUAUAAAUAAACCUGUUAAAUUUUUCUGGACAA
Pan troglodytes (chimpanzee) is the source of this 1788-nucleotide messenger RNA. RefSeq names its product histone H3.3A-like. The record is from RefSeq and is a predicted model, not a curated record. Lineage: Eukaryota; Metazoa; Chordata; Mammalia; Primates; Hominidae. Gene Ontology annotation, molecular function: structural constituent of chromatin; protein heterodimerization activity; DNA binding. The coding region runs from base 1061 to 1471 and encodes 136 amino acids. The transcript has a single exon. Gene Ontology annotation, cellular component: nucleosome.